Coniophora puteana RWD-64-598 SS2 is the source of this 573-nucleotide messenger RNA. RefSeq lists its product as uncharacterized. Lineage: Eukaryota; Fungi; Basidiomycota; Agaricomycetes; Boletales; Coniophoraceae. Bases 1 to 573 code for a protein of 190 amino acids. The record is from RefSeq and is a predicted model, not a curated record. The transcript is spliced from 3 exons.
AUGACAGACCCACUCGCAAGCCCUCUGACGAAGUAUCAAACAUUUACCACUUUCAAGAACCACUACUGGCAUAACAUCACCUCGAAGCGUACCAAGUCUGGCGAAUUAAUCUACCAAUGUCCAGAUCCAUACUGUAAGGUGUCCUCUAGCAGCGCGGACGUUAUCAGAGAGCAUUUUGAAGCCCACAUUCAGGAGAGCUAUUCAAAGUUAAGUGAUGACGAGAGAACGCAAGUACACCGUAGGCAUUUGUAUACGCCUGCUAGGGUUAUGCUACCCAUAGCUGAACAGAUCGUACACGGCUCGGGGGAUGCGCUUUGUGGUCCACCACAGUUCUUCGACCGGGGAGGGCCCAUUGAUCUCACGAAGACCAGUAUUUCAUCUCAGGAUUCUACAAGCGAACAGCUUAGCGUUCCCAUUGACGUCUCGCAUAAGUUUGAGGACGAGUUCGAAGAAGGAGAAGUCGACGUGCCAGUGCUGGACUAUGCAGACAUGUAUGAGCUUGAAAGAUUCGAAGCUUCUAUGUGUCCUGAGAUGAUGAGCGACCCUUACACUUACGAUACCUAUGACAGUUGA